UGUUAUGAGUUUAAGAUAAAUAUACUUAAAAAUUAUGGGUAAUAUUGACUCGAAGUACAAAUUUGAGCACGGAAAUGUGUAUUUGCAGACUGAUAAGGCUUAUUUUGUAGCCGGAGAACAGAUUACUGGGAAUAUUUAUCUCAAUUUAACCAUGGGAUUUCCAGCAUCAAACCUUGAAAUUAAAGUUGAAGGAAAAGAGAAGUGUAAAUGGACAACUAGAGAGUCAAAAGAAGUUAAGGAGGGAGAUACUACCAGAACUGAAUUUGUUGAUGUUUGGCAUAAGAAUGAGAGAAAAGUAAUCACCUACAAAGUUCCUGUCUACUAUUUCCCUGGAGGGAUGGCUCCACCUGGGCAGUAUACAUUCCCAUUUUCUUUUGCAUUACCAUCAAAUCUCCCUGCUUCAAUUUAUUAUUGAGGGUUUGAUAAAGCAAGUGCCUAUAUUAAAUAUAAGAUCAAAGCUGUUUUAGAGCCUUCUAUGGGAGUGAAGGCUAAAUAAAAUGAAGUUUAAACAACCUCUAGUGAUUCGUCAACCUGUAAGUGAAAGCUUAAUGGCUCCUAUACAAUCUGAUGAACGGAAUGUGUAUGCUUGCUGCUGCUGCUGAAGCAAGGGUGUCGCCAAAAUUACCACUCAAUUCGAGAAGGAUGGAUACUGCCCAGAGGAAACUUGCAGAGCGAUGUGAGAUGUAGACAACUCACAGUGCAGUAGAGAUAUCAAUAAUAUCACUAUUGAAUUGAAGCAACAUGUCGAGCUUAGAUCUAAAGAUGAGAGAACUUUUACAGAUAACAGGGUCUUGGAAUCUAAAGAAUAUGAUGGCCUCGCUGCAAACUCCAAUACUGGAGGCAUGACCAGGUACUUAGAGCUCAGCCUAGCUGGUAUUAGGCAGCAAGCCAGACCUUUUGAUGACGUGAAACCACUCAGUGCUGAUGAUUUAUAUCUUGCUGAAAGAAUGCAACCUUCUUCUCAUGGAAAUGCAGUUAAAUUAUGGUAUACAUUGACCGUAUUUUGUAAUUAUGGUACAUGCUGCGCUCAAGAGCCUCAUUGCACUAUUCCAUUAACUAUUACUCCACCUCCCCUACCUAGUUUCGGGCAAGUCCAAGCUCCAGCAGGAUGGUCUCCAACAGUGUUCAAUACUUUUGAAUUUAAUUUACCAGGGCCUGGAGAAAUGAUGUCAGCUGCUGCUAUUACAGCGCAAGUAGCUCCUAUUUCUGGAAACAUUUCAAUGAAUGUCGGAGGGAAUGCUCAGUAUAAUGAAGAAGUCAAAAUGGAUAUGAACUUAGCUGCCCCACCUCCAGUUAGUGUGGAAAUGAAUAUUCCUCCCCCAGCUCCAGCAAUGAAUUUCGAAGUGACUGGUAAUACUAUGGCAGAUCCAAAUCAAGCCCAGAUGAAUAUGAAUAUGGGAGGAAUGGGAAUGAAUAUUGAUAUGCAAGUAGAAGGUAAUGCUACUUAUCACCAAGAAUCUACUAAAAACGGAGUAACCACAAGCGUUACAACUCAUGGCAAUGUUCCCCCACCCUCCAUGGGAUUCGGCACUGAUGUCUCUGCAGGAGUCGGUGUCGGAAUGGGAGGUGGAGUUGGCAUCUCAGAAACAGAAGAUAACGUACAAAUGCAAGCUAAUGUCGGAGUUCCAGGAGUAAACAUGGGUAUGAAUAUGAAUUUCGACCAAUAAUUCAUCCAUAUCUAGAAGAAAAGCAACAUCAAAAUGAAGUUUUAUUUUCAUCA
This is a messenger RNA of Moneuplotes crassus, 1720 nucleotides long. NCBI's taxonomy places the organism in Eukaryota, Ciliophora, Spirotrichea, Euplotida, Euplotidae. The record is from the annotation of a GenBank genome assembly.